Messenger RNA from Pelobates cultripes (western spadefoot toad), 1287 nucleotides. NCBI's taxonomy places the organism in Eukaryota, Metazoa, Chordata, Amphibia, Anura, Pelobatidae. The record is from the annotation of a GenBank genome assembly.
AUGGAGGAAGAUCUCACGUGUCCCAUCUGCUGUAACUUAUUUGAAGACCCCAGACUGUUAUCAUGUUCCCACACUUUCUGCAAUAAAUGCUUGGAAAGGAUCUGUGAAAACAAUUCUAGAAGUGUGAUGAAUGUGGCAUUGAGACCAACAUCUGUAAAAUGUCCCUUUUGCCGUAAGGAGUCUUUAAUAUCAGAUGUUCAUGGAUUCCAGGUUAACCAUCCACUAAAAGGAAUUAUUGAAAAAUAUAAUAGAAUCCAAGCUUCUCCAAAGACCCCUGUAUGCGACAUACAUAGAGAGCAACCACUGAAUAUGUUUUGUGCAACAGAUCGAAAACUCAUAUGUGGAUAUUGUGCUACUAGCGAGGAACACAAACAACAUGCCUUUUCUUCUAUUAAUGACGCUUAUGACCAGGAGAAAAGCUCCUUUUUGACUUUGAUUGAAGGAUUUGAAAAUCUAUAUUGUGAUGUGACCUCCAACCUAAGAACUCUGGAAGCAAAUAAGCAAGAAGUUCUCCAAUCACUAUCUAUGGAGUGUGAUAAAGUGGAGGCAUAUUUCAAACAACUGCAACAUACUCUUCAGAAGAAAAAAACUGAGAUUCUCGCUGAGGUUCAUUCCAUAGAAUGUGUAAUAGCACAGGCAUAUGAUCUAGAGAUCAACAGAAUAAAAGAAGGGCUGAAUGAGGAGAUAAACAUCUACAAAAUUGCUAAAGAUUUUAAGACAACAUCUGACUGGCUUCUGUUUCAACAUCACAUUGAAGAAUUUAAGGAGAAGAUUGGCUUAAUGAAGGAAAUACCCUUACCAUCUGAUGACAUAGUCAGCCCUGUUUUGAUGAAGUUGGAUAUUGAUAUAAGUGCAUGGAAUAACAGCAAACUUGCAGACUUGGAUAAGAUCUGUUUGCGAACACAAUACCCCACAAGGAAUUAUAACAUGGGGUCAAAAAUCCCACACUUAUUUUGGAUUGUGUCUGCUGCAGGCUUGAUUUUUGCCACCAUGGGGAUGGCAUUGUUUUUAGGAUAUUUCUGUGACAUGGCCAUAGAAGAAUACACUCAUGCAGUCAUGUUGUAUCUGACUAAUAUUAUAGUAACAGCAGCUGGCUAUGUUUCACCAUACUUGGGAAUGGUAACGAAUGAAAUAUUACGCAUUCGCAAACAGUGGCAGACCUACGUUUUUGCAAACUGGAGCAUGAUGGUGAAAGAAAUAUUACGUGUUGGUGAACGUUGUCAGACUUACUACCUGGCUUUUAAGGAACAAGUGACCAAAUUAGCCUUUUCCAUUGAAUGGAAGUAA